Messenger RNA from Equus caballus (horse), 6199 nucleotides. It is a transcript of the gene SLC9A8, whose product is annotated as solute carrier family 9 member A8. NCBI's taxonomy places the organism in Eukaryota, Metazoa, Chordata, Mammalia, Perissodactyla, Equidae. Gene Ontology annotation, cellular component: membrane. The record is from RefSeq and is a predicted model, not a curated record. Gene Ontology annotation, molecular function: sodium:proton antiporter activity; potassium:proton antiporter activity. Gene Ontology annotation, biological process: proton transmembrane transport; sodium ion transport; regulation of intracellular pH.
CCUGCUUGCCCGCCGCCCGCCUGCGCCUCCAGCGGAAGCCGGAAGCAAAAGCGGGGCCUGCUAGCCUCAAGCUCCGAACUCGGUGGUCUCGAAGGCUCCGCAGGAUUGGGGAGAAGAUGGCGGAAGAGGAGUUCCCCAAUACAACUCAUGAAGGUUUCAAUGUCACCCUCCACACUACCCUGGUUGUCACUACGAGACUGGUGCUACCGACCCCUGCCAAGCCCAUCCUCCCCGUGCAGACGGGGGAGCAGGCUCAGCAGGAGGAGCAGUCAAACGGCAUGACCAUCUUCUUCAGCCUCCUUGUCCUAGCUAUCUGCAUCAUACUGGUGCAUUUACUGAUCCGAUACAGAUUACAUUUCUUGCCAGAGAGCGUUGCUGUGGUUUCUUUAGGUAUUCUCAUGGGAGCCGUUAUAAAAAUUAUAGAGUUUAAAAAACUGGCAAAUUGGAAGGAAGAAGAAAUGUUUCGUCCAAAUAUGUUUUUCCUCCUGUUGCUUCCGCCUAUUAUAUUUGAGUCAGGAUAUUCAUUACACAAGGGUAACUUCUUUCAAAAUAUUGGUUCCAUCACCCUAUUUGCUGUUUUUGGUACAGCAAUUUCUGCUUUUGUAGUAGGUGGAGGAAUUUAUUUUCUGGGUCAGGCUGAUGUAAUCUCUAAACUCAACAUGACAGACAGUUUUGCGUUUGGCUCCCUAAUUUCUGCUGUUGAUCCCGUAGCUACUAUUGCUAUUUUCAAUGCACUUCAUGUGGACCCAGUGCUCAACAUGCUGGUUUUUGGAGAGAGUAUUCUCAACGAUGCAGUCUCCAUUGUCCUGACCAACACAGCUGAAGGUUUAACAAGAAAAAAUGUGUCAGAUGUCAGUGGGUGGCAAACAUUUUUACAAGCCCUUGGCUACUUCCUCAAAAUGUUCUUUGGCUCAGCAGCACUCGGCACCCUCACUGGCUUAAUCUCUGCAUUAGUGCUGAAGCAUAUUGACUUGAGGAAAACGCCCUCCUUGGAGUUUGGCAUGAUGAUCAUUUUUGCUUAUCUUCCGUAUGGGCUCGCGGAAGGAAUCUCACUCUCGGGCAUCAUGGCCAUCCUGUUCUCGGGCAUCGUGAUGUCUCACUACACACACCAUAACCUGUCCCCGGUCACCCAGAUCCUCAUGCAGCAGACCCUGCGGACCGUGGCCUUCUUGUGUGAAACAUGUGUGUUUGCAUUUCUUGGCCUGUCCAUUUUUAGUUUCCCUCACAAGUUUGAAAUUUCCUUUGUCAUCUGGUGCAUAGUGCUUGUACUGUUUGGCAGAGCGGUGAACAUUUUCCCUCUUUCCUACCUCCUGAAUUUCUUCCGUGAUCAUAAAAUCACACCGAAGAUGAUGUUCAUCAUGUGGUUUAGUGGCCUGCGGGGAGCCAUCCCCUACGCCCUGAGCCUGCACCUGGACCUGGAGCCCAUGGAGAAGCGGCAGCUCAUUGGCACCACCACAAUCAUCAUCGUGCUCUUCACCAUCCUGCUGCUGGGUGGCAGCACCAUGCCCCUCAUCCGCCUCAUGGACAUCGAGGAUGCCAAGGCGCGCCGCAAGAACAAGAAGGAUGUCAACCUCAGCAAGACGGAGAAGAUGGGCAACACCGUGGAGUCGGAGCACCUGUCUGAGCUCACCGAGGAGGAGUACGAGGCCCACUACGUCAGGCGGCAGGACCUGAAAGGCUUCCUGUGGCUGGACGCCAAGUACCUGAACCCCUUCUUCACGCGCCGGCUGACGCAGGAGGACCUCCACCACGGGCGCAUCCAGAUGAAAACCCUCACCAACAAGUGGUACGAGGAGGUGCGCCAGGGCCCCUCUGGCUCCGAGGACGACGAGCAGGAGCUGCUGUGACUGAGCAGGUGCUGUGGCUUCUGGACAGGCAGGGCCUCCCAGCGGCUCCCAGGACGGACACCCAGCCAGGGCCCCGGAGGCGCAUGCCUUUGGCCUCUGGGGUCGAUGAGGCGAGGUGAGGCCGAGGCUGCUGUCUUCUUGCCGCGGAACUCCGGGGCCUUUGGAGCCGGCGGCUGCUGCUGAGACGCGAUGCAUCGCCUCCCGGUCCUCUGCUCUCGGUUGCUCCUCCGCCCAAGAUUGGAAGGACCUCUGUCCAGGUAGCCGUUUCCUUCCGCCCCUCCAGCCAGGGCCAACAGGCACCCGCCAUCAUCAUUGUGAGAGGAGAAGGCCUGCUGUGACCCGUGUGCUCGGGAGCACUGCUGUGCGCUUCCUGCCGUUUGCAGCUGCCGCCUUCACCACGGCCCAGUGUCUGCAGAGCAGGCGAGGGGCUGGCCGCCUGUCCCUUUGCAUCAUCAGGGUGCCUCCGGCCUCAGCAGCAACAGCUCUGACCUAAGUGGCUGGCUCAGAAAUCUUGAGAACUGCACACUCCUCUUUGUGAUGUUGCUUGCACUCCGAGAAGGAAAUACCGAGUGAUCUUUUCUUCUUGACCUCCGCCGGGCACCUCGCAGGCGGUCUCCCGGGCCAGAAUACUGUGAGUGUUUACACUGGUCUGGAGCCCAGGGCGCAGGCCCUGCUCUGGAGCACCUUGGAAGCUGCAUCCCUGCGCUUGGGGGAUGAAGGAGCCUAUCCUGUGGGGUCAGAGUGCCCUCUAAAGGGAAAAACUAGAGGUGCAGCGUUUACACGGGCCUGCAGCCACUGUCUGAGCCCAGCGUAAAUUCGUGGACUUUUACAAAGGGGGAGGGUGCAGCAGGUGCCUCCCUCACCUCGAUCCCCUGCUCGGUGGUCCUUGUUUGUCCGGGGGCCCCUUUUCCUGGGCUUUGUGGGGUCUGCACACCGUGUACCUGCUGCCACCCUCACUGCCGAUCAGCAUUUCCUCCCUUUCCCUCUCCCAGUUCCCUAGUGUCUUGGGUCCCAUCUGUCCCCCAUACCAGGGUCCCAGCUCACCAGGGCAGCUGUGCCCCAUGCUCCUCCCCUGCCACCCCUCCCCAGGACCCCAGUGGCUCCAGAGCCUCGCCUGCAGUCCCUAGUCAGCCACUGCCAGCCCAGGACUUGUUCACAGAGUGCUUGCACGUGGUUUUUCUCUCACCCGCACACCUCGCCGCAUCCCCAUGGUCCUGGCCCCCGGCCCUCUCAGGGCAAGGCGCUGCCAAUCAUGUUCCGAGGAAGCAGAGUUACUGACUCGCGCUGCCCUCCUCACUUGCGCUUUAACAAGCCUCGUAGCUGCUUGCCUUUGCCCAGCCGCCAGCUGUUGGCGGUUCCCUUAUGUGGCUCAGGGUCCCCACUGGCGCCUUAGCACAUGGCACCCCCUGGGGUAGUUUGAUUCAUCACUGCAUGUCCUUGGUCCUCUGUGGUGGACCCUGGGCUGGCAGCAAGAACGAUUCCACCUCUUCGCCUCAGGGAGCGUGGCUCUGGAUGCCAGCAAGGACUGACUUGGGACGCCCUGGACAUGCCCAGCGUGUAGGCCAGGCCCCUGCCUCCUCCUCCCUUUCCCAGAAGAGUAAGUGUGAGGCCAGUCAGGCAGGAAGCACGCACUUUCCUUUUGAUGCGUGGAAAGUAAAUUUGAACUUGACAGAGCUCAAACAUGAGCCUAUUUCUUUCUGUAAUCUCCCACCUUAACCCCAUAAUUUGAGCCAAACAGGAUUGUUUUACUGUUCCUCACCUCCCCACUGCAGGAGUCAUGCCAUCAUAACUCUGGUCUCCGUCAUUUCCUGUUUCCCUUUGAUGGAAAAGUAAGAGAAGUGGUCAAAGAGGGAGGGGACCUUUGUCUACCCCUGGGCGGAGGGGGCAGGGGUCUGAGACCAGGUGGUUCUCUCAUUCCUCAACUUGCAACUGUCUCAUGAUUUGCUCUCUCCCCUGAAAUUCAGGGGUUGAUCUCAGAGGUCUAAGGUAUAAGUUGAAUUGUAAACUCAAUAGCUUGCCAGAAAAAAAAUUUUUUUGGCUGUGAGUUCAUAGAUUGAGCAGUGAAAACAGGAUCUUCUCAGUUCACGCUGCCCCUUGUCACCAGGUCCCUCCUGGCCUCCCCUGUUAGCUGAGACCCGAGGUGGACACUGUGGUAGAGAAGCAGUGGGGGCACCUUUCCUGGCAGGAGCCAGCACCGGGCUGGAUCCCCGCGAGCUUCUUCUGCCCCCCGCUGGCCGUGGGAGGGGCGGGCAGCCUGGGAGCACCCCCCCCCCCGCCCCCCCCCGGGACCAGCCUCUGUCCUCCAGCCGCCUCCGUCUAGUCGCCUCUGGAACAGGCAGAAGCCCACAGGGAUAGAUCUUUCUGGUGGAUUUUUUCUUAAUGUCUGCCUGAGAAUCAAAAAUUGCUGCUGUCUACCUCUAGCAUACCUAAUAAUUCUGUUAUUUGGGCAUAAAUGCCUAGAAGAUAAAAACAAAAAAACAGCAUAACUGUAACUUCCCGCAUGUUUACUUUCUUUUAGGCCUAGGCCGCCGGCCAGGAGAGUCAGCACGUCGGGAAGGGCUCACCUCAGAGUGAGGCGAAGGCCUUGGGGGGCCGGCUGGUUAGCCGGUGAACUCAGAAGACACGCCUGUCCCGGCAGCCAGCCCACGCCCCAAGGCGCCCCACAGUCCUGUUGUUGUAGGACCCCUGGGAACAACCACGCCCCGAGGUUUGGGGUGCUAGGCCUGACAGGGAAAGGAGCUGGCCUUUCCUGGGUCCCCAGAGGUUAAGUUUGGGCUGGGCCAGGUGGCUCACUUCUCUAGUCUGGUGCUCAGACACUCAGCCCAGGGCCAGACCCACAGCCCUCCCACCCCCAGAACAGCCACCUUUCCACAGUGGGAAUGCUGGCCAGGCCCCAGCUGACAUGAGGCCACGAGACAGGGUCUGACCCACAAUGCUGGCGGCCCCUGAGCACCCCAGGCCGGCCCGGGGGGCCCGGAUUUGCCUGUGGAUUCCUUUGUUUGCAGUGAAAUGUGGACAGAUGGGUGAGUGGGGAUCCUUCUCUCCAGGACCCACGUCAGAGGUGCCAUCACAAGACUUGGCCUCAGGACGUCCCAGGUCCACAUGCCCACAGGGGCCCACACAUGUGGCCUCAGCAGGUGGCCACAGCCAGGAUCCCCCUUCUGCUGUGGUGGGGGGAGUGAGGUAGGGCUGGGUGGUGGCCGGCGUCUCAGCCGUCAUUGCCAUCAAAGAUGCAGGCCUGGCCUGGGGUGGAUCUGCUCUUAGAGCUGGUCCCUGACUCUCAGCAGCCGUGAUCCGCCAUUGACGAGGACUUUAAAUGUGAAAAAGAGCAGGGUCCCCUGAUCCUUCCCCGUGCCCUCCGGAGUGCAGGCCUGGGCUUCUCCCGCUGGUUGGUGGGUAGGAAACCACAUAGGACCAGUAGGAGGCGGUUCACCAGGAACCCAGUCUCCGAAGCCCCAGGCGGUGUGUUUUCAGUGAAAACACCACAGAGUCAAGGCCUCAAGAGAACUGGCAGCCACACUCCCUUCCACUUAGGCUCCUGCACUUCUCACACAAGUGGGUUAGAUAUGCAGGGACUUCUGUUGUCAUUGGCCAUGUUACAAAAGCAGGGAGACUUUCUAAUGUCCCCUGGCCCGCCCCAUGUUCUCCCUGAAAGAAAAAAGCCUUGGCCUUUCCUCGCGGAGAGACGGUCUUCUCCCAGGCUGCUCAGCGUGAGCCCACCUGGCACAGGGUGACAGUGCAGUGCGUGAGCGCAGCCGCAGGGAUGUGCAGAGGGGUGGUCAAGAGAAAGGUCCCUUGUCAGCCUUGUGGGCCUGUGCUCCCGGGAGGGGAGCCUGACGAGCCUGUCAGCGUCCUGGCGCCCCCUUCUCGCGGCCCCCUGCUCUAAGGCACCGCCGAGGCCGGGGAGCACCCUCACCACCUCGCUGCGGGGUCCCGGCUUCCCCACGGCUUCAGUGUUGUCGCCAGUAUGGCUCCUGCAAAGCUUGAUUUGUUCUCGGGCUUACUCUGAAUCUUGUAUUUUUGUGAGUAGUUUUCUUUGUAAAAAUGAAAGAUUUUUAAGUCCUGCUUUUUGAUUCAAGGACCAUUGGGAAGGUCGGGCUUGUUCUGUUCUCCCCCGAGUCCGCUGUGAGCGACGCUCGCUCCAUCUGGUGCCGGGACACGACUUGCUGCUCUUCUGGACGGGCUCCUGAGUGGGCAGGGGAAGAGCGUCAGAGGUCGGGACCGGUGGCUGCCGUGCAGGAGCCCCUGCUUCGUCUCACCGGACUCUUGAAAGAAUCCAGAAAUGGAUGGAACUCAGUAAUUUAGUCACUGGAUACUUGCCUGGAAAUAAAAAUGAAUGCUGCUGAACCAGA